Molecule: messenger RNA, 1983 nt
Organism: Laccaria bicolor S238N-H82
Lineage: Eukaryota; Fungi; Basidiomycota; Agaricomycetes; Agaricales; Hydnangiaceae
Exons: 13
Coding region: 1-1983 (660 amino acids)
Biological process (GO): regulation of nitrogen utilization; negative regulation of transcription by RNA polymerase II; mitochondria-nucleus signaling pathway
Cellular component (GO): cytoplasm
Source: RefSeq, a predicted model, not a curated record
AUGAAUAUCACCUCCGUCGCCUUCCACAGUGAAGGCAAAUGGCUGGUCCCGGGAAGCGAUGAUCAAAAUCUGGGAACUUCCAAGGAACUUCGAUGGAUGAAGAGCACCCCACGAGCUUGGAGCGGCGCCAUUGCGUACAUGCGUACCCAAAAGCCUUGCAAAAGCCCAAACGUGUCACUGGGUUCAUCCUGUUUGAGUGUGUUCUGGGGUUGGGGCUCGAGUUGGAUUUCUGCCACCGCCAUUCGCAUUGGAGGACACACGACAAUACAGAAGAACGACAAUACAGAAGACAAGGCAUCAUCGUCUAUGCUCGUCGCUUUUCCAGCACCUGUUCUUUCCGUCACGGCGGACGCUGUUAGGGAGCUUGAAGGAAGCGAGGCUUUGUCUGGCUUGUGGACGUUAUUCACGAAAUGCAAAGAAUCACUCAAAGACGGGCAUAGACUCGAGAACAUCUCUGGGAGGCUUUGGUAUCGCGAAUUGAUGCCGGCCGUCGAGAGAGAUGGAGAUGGAGAUUAUCGUCCGCUUACCUCGACUUUGGAUAUGGAUGAGAGGGCAUCCCUGCCACUUAUACCCAUGCACCGGUCCAUCCCACUCAUUCGCAAGCAGUCUACAAUACGGAGAUCCGGCUCCGUUAACCAGGGAACUUUGAUGAGCGUUGGGAAGGGUUACUGUGACAUGUUACCCCCACCCAACAACUCCCCUACAAGGAGCGGCAUUGCGACGCUUUCGAUAUCGCCCGCUACCAGCCCCACAGAUGCUGAACCCCGCUCGGUCAGGUACAACUUAUCCAUUCUACACCCCCCUUCCUCUCCCAGAGCCAACAACGACGAGGGAGACGGUCAUUUCUCCUGCCGAGUUGUUACCUACGCCUGCUGGGAGGAUGUUGCGGGCGGUUACGUGCCUUCUGGGACGGUUGCAGAGUCUUCUAUGAUUGGAGGCUCGACAGCAACAACGCAAGUAUUGCCCUCUUAUGUCGCUGGCCAUCCAUCUCCGUCAUUAUCAGAUGUUGCCUCUGCACAAACAUCUUUGUUAUCCUCAUCAAUUCUGCCGUUGGUAUCCCAACCGCCUUCUUCCACCAUCUCUCCCCUGCCCUCGUCAACAUCGGCCAUCCCGUCAACAUCAACAUCGACAUCAACCCAAAUAUCAACCAACCCCACACACACCGCCGCCACCAACGCUAUUGAGAUGCUCGUGAGGGCGUCGGGAGAGGGUCGAAUGUCGGCGGGUGAGGUUCGCGUUGAGGCUCGAGCGAAAGUGGAUGUGUGCAAAGACGAGGUUGAGGCUCGGAUACGCAAAGACAACCAUGCUCAGUUUGAUGACCAGGACGCAGACGAAGACGAAGAUGCAGAGUCGAAUAGCAGCAAACCGUGUCAACACCAUCAGAAAUACAACUCGACUUCUUCGACGAGCUCAUGCGCCUCUUCGUCCGUGUCGGUGUUGACGGGUACGACAGGGGUUGCUGGUCAAACUGCUACAAAUACAACGCGGCGGAGGACCACCUCCGUGGGGUGCGCGAUCCCUGAAGUGAAUGGCAUCAAGCCAUUGCGCCGUUUCUGGAGACGCCCGCACUUGGAAGGACACCAGAGGGCAUGGCGUCCUUCUUGGCGCUUGACAAAGGGCUUUCUGUGGGAGACGAAAAGGUGUUGGAGCAGUUGGCGAGUUUCACGGAUCCUGCUAGCCCCAUGGAUUCUUCGUCACGACCGUCGAAACGCGCGAGAUUGGAGGAGGGCGAGGAUGAAGACACAUAGUUAUGGUGGAACGCCUUACCGGGACAAACCCAAAGUCGCUGUUGAGCGUGAGGAAUGCGAAUAUCAAGACGAUGAAGAAGCCGCCGUUCUCUUCCUGCAUUUGUCUUUCUUAUCGUCAUUCAAUCCUUCUUUCCCCCAUCGUGUUCCUCUCGGCCUCUCUCAUUCCCCAUUUCCGUACUUCGAUGUGGGGAAGGGUGGUGUUAAGCUGAACCUGGUGAAGGUGGAUUGGAGCUGA